This is a messenger RNA of Osmerus eperlanus (European smelt), 2102 nucleotides long. It is a transcript of the gene bco2l, whose product is annotated as beta-carotene 15, 15-dioxygenase 2, like. NCBI's taxonomy places the organism in Eukaryota, Metazoa, Chordata, Actinopteri, Osmeriformes, Osmeridae. The coding region runs from base 115 to 1644 and encodes 509 amino acids. Gene Ontology annotation, cellular component: mitochondrion. Gene Ontology annotation, biological process: retinal metabolic process; carotene catabolic process. The record is from RefSeq and is a predicted model, not a curated record. The transcript has 12 exons. Gene Ontology annotation, molecular function: beta-carotene 15,15'-dioxygenase activity; carotenoid dioxygenase activity.
GAACUGAAGCCUACAGCACCAAAGAAGAAGUGCCCCCCAGCAAAGGGCCUGGAGGGCAUCGCCCCCCUGGUGAGCUCAGCAGAGGAGACCCCGGUGCCCAUUAACACCGAGAUCAUGGGGAACAUUCCCGCCUGGAUCAACGGCAGCUUCCUAAGGAAUGGGCCGGGCAAGUUUGAGUUCGGCAAAGACAGCUACAACCACUGGUUCGACGGCAUGGCCAUGAUGCAUCGCUUCAACAUCCGCGACGGCCAGGUCACCUACUGCAGCCGAUUCCUGCGCAGUGACUCGUACGUGAGGAACUCCGAGGCUGACCGCAUCGUGGUGUCGGAGUUCGGAACGAUGGCCAUGCCUGACCCCUGCAAGAACAUUUUCGCUCGGUUUUUCUCUCGUUUCAAAGUCCCCAAGGCCACCGACAAUGCCAGUGUGAACUUUGUCAAGUACAAAGGAGACUAUUAUGUCAGCACUGAGACCAACUUCAUGCGACGUGUGGAUCCGCAGAGCUUGGAGACCAAGGAGAAGGUGGACUGGAGUAAGUACAUAGCUGUCAAUGCAGCCACAGCUCAUCCCCACUAUGACCGUGAAGGUGCCACAUACAACAUGGGCAACUCCUUUGGAAAAAGCGGCUGCUUCUACAACAUCAUCCGCGUGCCUGCCCCAGGCGAUGCUGAGAAGGAGGGCGACGCGGCUGGUCUCAGUGGAUCUCAGAUACUCUGCUCCAUUCCUGCCUCUGACUCCAGAAAGCCAUCCUACUACCACAGCUUUGCCAUGUCGGAGAACUAUGUGGUGUUCAUCGAGCAGCCUAUCAAACUGGACCUGCUGAAGUUCAUGCUUUACAACAUCCAGGGGAAGAGCUUCAACAAAGUAAUGAGCUGGGAGCCGGAGACCGAUACCAUCUUCCAUGUGGUGGACAGACGCACAGGGGAGCGUAGCAAGGUGAAGUACAGCACCCCGGCCAUGUUCACCCUGCACAUGAUCAACGCCUACGAGGAGAAGGACUUCCUGGUGAUGGACAUGUGCUGUGGUGACGAGGGGAACGUCAUCGGAGACUUCACCCUGGUGAACCUUCGCAGAGGCCCCGGAGAGGAGAUGGACAAGUUCUACAACGCCUUGUGCAGAAACCUUCCCCGGAGAUAUGUCAUUCCACUGACUGUGGAUAAAGACACGCCCACCGAUCAAAACCUUAUCACUCUGGGCAACUGUCAAGCUACAGCAGUGAAGAACAAAAAAGGGGAGGUUGUGUGCACACACGAGGACCUGUACGACGACGAGCUGCUGCAGUACGGUGGUCUGGAGUUUCCCGCCAUUAACUAUGCUCAAUACAACGCGAGGCCGUACCGCUACUACUAUGCCUGUGGCUUUGGGCAUGUGUUUGGUGAUUCCUUGCUGAAGAUGGAUGUUCAGACGAAACAAUUGAAGGCCUGGCGCCACCCGGGGUUGUUUCCAUCAGAGCCUGUUUUUGUCGCGGCCCCAAACGCUAGGGAAGAGGACGACGGGGUGGUAAUGUCCGUCAUCAUCACACCCAGACAGGAGAAGAGCACUUUCCUCCUGGUCCUUGAUGCCCAGACCUUCACAGAACUGGGCCGAGCGGAACUGCCUGUCAACAUUCCAUAUGGAACGCACGGGGUGUUCCAUGAGACGGGCUGAGGUUGCCAAUGUUUCAGGCCUUGCAGCCAGCAUUUUGGUUUUCGAACCAGUGACUAUGGAAGGAUGUGCAAGUCUCUCACCCAUGCAGGCUUACUUUGAAAGGUGUCGCUCCUGCUCUGUUUCCAUAUUUAAAACGUAGGCUGUUUUAAAAAACACACUUUAAAAUACUUCAAAGCACUACUACUAAGUAAGCUAUUGUUGCUAGCUACAGUAUAAUAAUCAGAGUGGGAUUGUAUAGGACAAUAUGUAGACUGCCGGUGUUGGGCCUAUUACAAAUCUGGAUGUGACACAGACCUACAUGCACCGCAUGUGCAUACAAAUAAGGGUUGUCCUGAAUGAUCUUGAUGGAUAAGCUCAGACUGUCCGAGCAGCUCACCACACUCUACACAUAUUUGUUCAGGUUCAUACGAUUUAUGUUCUCGUCAUGUCAUCAUGGGAAAUAAAAAAGUGUAUCCCAA